AUGUGUGCGUGGGUGGCGUUGAUCCGGCAUCUGCUCGAGGUGCGAGCCGAGGCCGCCGUCUCUGCUCUCUUGGCGGCCGGCGAGCAGCGUUCCCUCACGCGCCUCCAGCAGGAGAAGCCUCGCGGCACCGCGCUCCGAACGAGGCCAGCAGCGCGACCCAAGCUAGCCCUCCUGAGCGGGGAGCCGCGCUUCGCGUUGCGGCGCAGCGUGUGGCGGCUCAACGGGAGGAGCUGGGUUGAGCGACGCGACGCGAUGCGGGGCGUGCGACGCGUUAUUUUAUUCAAAUCGCACAAAAAUAACUCCGCGACCCUGCCGUGUACGAGCGCGACUGCGAUCGCCGCCGCGGGGCCGAAGUCGAAGCACGGCCGCGGCGGAAGGAACGAAGGAAAUCGUCGCUGA
This is a messenger RNA of Emiliania huxleyi CCMP1516, 399 nucleotides long. RefSeq lists its product as hypothetical. The record is from RefSeq and is a predicted model, not a curated record. Bases 1 to 399 code for a protein of 132 amino acids. NCBI's taxonomy places the organism in Eukaryota, Haptophyta, Isochrysidales, Noelaerhabdaceae. The transcript has 3 exons.